Apis cerana (Asiatic honeybee) is the source of this 2363-nucleotide messenger RNA. RefSeq lists its product as uncharacterized. NCBI's taxonomy places the organism in Eukaryota, Metazoa, Arthropoda, Insecta, Hymenoptera, Apidae. The record is from RefSeq and is a predicted model, not a curated record.
UUUUUGAAAUUUAAAAUAAUAAAAAUAAUGAAAUUAUAUAUAAAUUUCGUUUUUAAAUUUCAAGAAUUAGAAAUAUUUACAUAAAUAUUUUAGAUUAUCUCGUAAUUUUUUAAUUAGUUAAAUCAAAAAUAUUUACUUAUGAUCCAUGAUAUAAAAACUAUUACGAAUUAUAUUUAAAUAAUACAGUUACUGGUAUAGUCAAGCUUUAACCUUGUUUGAUAUUAUCUGAUAACAAAGUGAUAUUAUUUAAUUAAAUUGUGAAAAGAAAGUAUAAGAAUAUAGUAGAUUAAUUUUAUAUUAUAAUAUUAUAUAAUUAAUAAGAUUUUUCUUGCUAUAUAAAAUUUAUUAAAAAUUUUUUUAAAAAAUUAAUGUUAUUUUUAUAAUGAAUCUAUAUGCUGAAAUUCAAAAAGUAACACAAAUACCUCAAACAGAUGAAAAUAUUGUAUUCAUACGUCGGAAAGAUUCUUAUGAACAAAAUCUAAAAUUAAAAAAGAUCAAAGUUCCACAAAAUGUAAAUUUAUAUGAUUUUAAUGAUACUAAUGAUAGCAGUGGUGAAAUAUAUAACACUUCGCCUUCUAAGUAUUUAUUACAUGAAAAUGAAAUUGCAUCCAGUAUUAAAGAAGCUAAUUAUGGUAUUAACUAUUCAAAUGAGUAUCUUCAAGAUCAUUGGAAAAUUAGACAAAUGGAAGCUAGUUUAAAUAUUAAAUCUAACAAUCAUGACUGUAAAAAUUCAACUACAGAAAUUCAUAAUCAAAUUACUAUAUUAAAAACUGAUAAUAAAAAUGAUAUUGAUAAUAAAGAUAUUGAGGAUAAAGAAAAUAUUUUAAAAGAAUGUGGACUUCACAAAAAUGCGGUAAUUAGAAGUCUUUUAAAAAGCCAUAUAAUAUCAUUAAAUGAUUUACAAAUACCAAACAAUUGUAAAAAUAUAAAAAUUAAAAAUACCAAUCUGCAGAAUCAAAAUAUUUUUUCAUCGAAUAAUUUAUUACAAAAAGAUACUAUGAAAUUAAUUCAAUGUCCAGAAGAUCCAGAAGUAUUUGUUCAAUCUUUACAAGUUCAUGGUCAUAUAGAUGAGAAUAAAUAUAAUGAUAUCGAUUUUUGUGUACCACACAUAGGUAAAAAACAAGUUGUUACAUCACGACAAUUUUUUAUUAAUAUGGAUGACUCUGAUUUUGAUUUUAUAAAAAAAAAUAUGGCAGAUAAAAAAUAAAUAAAUAAUAUUAAUGUUCAAAAAUAAUAUUUUUUUAACUUUAAAGAAAAUAACUUUUCAAAAGUAAAUACUUUAAGUAGUAGUUUAUUUAUUGUCUGUUUAUUUCAUUACAUACAAAUUUGAUAUAUUGAAUAAGAUUAAAUUAAAAAAAAUGACAUUUUUAAUAUUGAAUAUCAUUAAAUUAAAGAAGUUUGUAUUAUAUUAUAUGGCUAUAUUUGUAAAUUUAUUAAUUAAUAUAUCAAAUAAUUUUUUCAAAAACAUUUUUUAAACAAUGAUUAUUAUAUUUCUUGUUUUUCAAAAUAAAAAUUUUUUUCGAAUGUAUAAAAAAAUUAUAUUUAUGUAAUGAGUCAUAUAUUUUUUAUAUACAUUUUAAAAAUAAAUAUAUAUAUAUAAUCAUAUCAAUUUUUGAUUAUAUAAUUUUAUAGUAUAUAUAUUUUUAAAAAAAUUACAUUUGAAUAAUAUAUUUUAUUUUUAUAUAUUUUAUUAUAUUAUUUGGCCAAAAUUACUACUUUAUUAAUUAGAAAGUUUUACUUUUUUAUCUUAUCAAAAUUCUUCUAUUAAUUUGUUUCUAUGAUAUAAUAUUUAUUGUUAUUUAUCAUUAUUUUCUAAAUUAUGUAAUUGUUUAUUUAUUGCAUUGCAGAAUUUUUAUUUUUUUUGUAGAAUUUUUUCUGUUAUUAAAAUAAGUUUUCAAUAUUUCUAUAAUUAAUUCUUUGUAUUAAAUUUUUUCCCUGAUAAAAAUUGUUUAAAUAUUUGAACAAAAUUUAUUCAAAAAAGUGUAUUAUAAAUUUAUUUAAAAUUUAUAUAAUAUUUAAAAUGCUUUACUUCAUAUGAAACAUAUUUAAAUAAUUUUUAUUAAUUAUUUAAAUUUAUUUACUAAUUAAUUAAAUUGGUCUAUUAAAUGAAUAUCUUGCAUGAAUAUCUAAUCUAAUAUCUGAAUAUCUAAAUUACACAUUUAAAUUAUAUAUUAUAUUUUAAAUUAUAACAUUUUAAAUUAUAUUUCAAAAUGUAUUUAAAUAAUUAAAAUUUAAAAUAUUUAUAAAAUACAUGAAAUUGUGUGCAAGAUGGAGAGAAUUUUAUUUUUUUCUUAUUUGCUGUAUGUAUAAUUAUAUUUAUAGUUAUUUUUUGCACAAUAAAAUUUAUUAUAUUAUUUUAUGCA